Messenger RNA from Cimex lectularius (bed bug), 2400 nucleotides. RefSeq names its product selenocysteine lyase-like. NCBI's taxonomy places the organism in Eukaryota, Metazoa, Arthropoda, Insecta, Hemiptera, Cimicidae. Bases 389 to 1546 code for a protein of 385 amino acids. The record is from RefSeq and is a predicted model, not a curated record. The transcript is spliced from 9 exons.
AUCUGAAACCAAGCACUUUUUACAUAUUUAUUCCACAAAACUGCUAUAUACUACGUUGAGUGUUUAAAAUUGCUUAAAUACUAAUGCCAGUUUUUUUAACAAUUCGUGGGAAACGUUUAAAAAUAAUUAUGUAGGCAAGCUUGGUUUCAAAAGAUUUCGAAAAUACGAGGGAAAAGUAUAAACGGCAUCGGUAACAGCGCCAAAUAGUUUUUUUUAUACACAUUUAUAGCUCGUCCUAAAUAAAAAGAUAAAAGUUCGUAAAACAGAAAAUUCAAAUCGGCGUGUGAACAAGAAAUUUUUUCUCACUACGGUAAAUCGAGAAUAACCGGUACAAAAAAAAAAAUCAACGAUUAUUGUUUAAGAUUUUCCUCAUCAACUGUGACAAAAUAUGAUUUAUCUCGAUUACAACUCGACGACUCCAUUAGACGAGCAAGUUGUAAAAGUAAUGUCCAAGGUGAUGGUCAGCAACUGGGCCAACCCAAGCUCAGAUUCUGAAUUGGGACGACAAGCCAGAGCAGUUAUUGACAAAUCGAGACAGCAAGUGGCAAAUAUGCUUGGCGCAGAGGAUGAAGAAAUUAUAUUCACUUCUGGUGGGACUGAAGCAAGCAACAUGAUCAUAAGAAGCACUGUUGAUGAGUUUCACCAGCUAGGAGUAAAACCACAUGUAAUAACAACUACUGUCGAACACGAUGCAACACGUGCACUCCUUCAGCACCUUAAAGAUAAAGGAGAAAUCGAUCUUACGCAUGUAGGGUUGAACAAAAGUGGAACUGUUUCAUCUUGUAAAAUUCUAGAAGCAAUUAUUGAUAGAACCUGCCUAAUUACAAUUAUGUUAGCUAAUAAUGAAACUGGAAUUAUUUUUCCUGUAGCUGAAAUUGGAAGAGAACUGAAAUUUAUAAAUACAAGGCGAAAUACAUUAGGCAAGAUAUUCCUUCAUACUGAUGCAGCACAGGCAAUAGGGAAAAUUCCCGUUAAUGUAAAUACUCUUGGUGUGGAUUAUAUGACAGUGGUUGGGCAUAAGUUUUAUGGUCCAAGAAUCGGAUGUGUAUACCAAAGAACAGGAUGUCCUCUAAAACCCCUGGUGUUUGGUGGUGGACAAGAGAAAGGAUUAAGGUCUGGCACCGAAAACACAAUGUGUAUUGCAGGAUUAGGGGAAGCAGCAAGAAUUGUCUCUGAAAAUAUAUUGUUAUAUGAGACCCAACAAUUAUACAUAAGAAAAUAUUUCGAAAAAAGAAUACAGGAAUCUUUCUUGGAAUGUGAAGCGAAAGUUAAUUUUAUUGACAUAAAAGAGAGACUUCCAAAUACAAUCAGCCUAUGCUUCAUUGGUAGAAGCGGAAGGGAAGUUUUAAAACGAUGUAAACUUGUAAUAGCCAGUACAGGUGCAGCAUGCCAUGCUAACCAGGAAAAACCUUCAGGAAUUCUUUUGCAAGUGUUGACGCACGAAGACGCUCUUGGAACUGUUAGGCUUUCCAUUGGAAGAGAAACUACAAAGGAUGAUAUUGAAUAUUGUGUGUAUGACUUUUUACAAGCUCUCAAAGCUAUUUAAAAAGUCUGAUACUGUGCCUGCUUGUACAGAUUUUACUGUAUGUGUACGUUUUUGAGGUGGGGGGAUGUCAUGCGUUAAUAGAGAAGUCCUGGUAGUUUCUUUCUCAAAAAAUCUAGGCAAUUUAUUAUCGAAUUUAUUAUUUUUUUUAAACAUUCAUAAAAUUAUUUUUAAUUAAUCAAAAAAGAUUUGGUUAAAGCAAAGAUGUAGCAACCAAUUAAUGAAUACCUAAAACAAAUAAAUUAAUGACAUUUCAGUUCUUUUACGACAUUCCGAGUGACCUUUCUUUUUUUGAAUUUAGUAAAAAUUUAGAAAUUAUACUUUUUACAACAUAAGUAGUUUUUUUUAUACAUUUUAUUAAACCUUUUUUCUUAGAAAAAUGUGAAAGCACUAAAGCCAUGAAAAAAUAUACAAUUCUUUAAGUACAUAAUAAUAAAAAUUAAGUAGAAUACACACAGAAUUUUCUUUUUACAGAUCUGUAUAUCCUAUACCAUUAAAAAUUAUUCUAUAAAAAUAACUGAUAAUCAAACAGGAAACAAUCGAGUAAACAAAAAUCAGUACUUGUGCCCGACAAUGUGUUUGGGACAAUGUUUCUUUCAUUUAAUUAAAAUAUAUACAAACGACUAAAAAUUAAUUUUUGGAAACGUAAAAUGAAAUGUUUACAAGUUUAUACAUUAUAUUUUUAAGUAUAAACAGUUUUAUAUUUAUGAGACAUUUAUUAUAUAUUCCAUAUGUAUGAGGAAUGCAUUUUAUGAAAAAACAAAAAUUCCCCCUAGUUAAAAGAUUAAUAUAUACAAAAAACGGUUGUUGUUGUGAUGUCACAACUGUUUGUUUCUGAACAAAAAAACAAAAAAAAA